Messenger RNA from Syngnathoides biaculeatus (alligator pipefish), 5962 nucleotides. Its product is annotated as coiled-coil domain-containing protein 40-like. Gene Ontology annotation, cellular component: cilium; cytoplasm. Gene Ontology annotation, biological process: heart looping; epithelial cilium movement involved in determination of left/right asymmetry; axoneme assembly. The record is from RefSeq and is a predicted model, not a curated record. Lineage: Eukaryota; Metazoa; Chordata; Actinopteri; Syngnathiformes; Syngnathidae. Bases 271 to 3561 code for a protein of 1096 amino acids. The transcript is spliced from 24 exons.
GGAAGUAGAGACAUAAUGUGACACAGGUGCGAGAAACUGUUUGCGACACACGUUUGCAAUGGCGAAGCUCCGUGUGCGUUUCGUUUUAACUAUUGAUAGAGACACGUCCGAACGUGGUAAACCCUCCACGUUGGUCUUCGAUCAAAGCCAAAGGAGGAAAAAAACAACAACAAGAUAUACGUUUAAAGAAUUGUGUUCCAUUGUAGCUCAGGGUUGACAGUAUAGGAAUUGCAAGAUUUCAACAGAACCGUCAGAAAAUACAGCGUCCCAAUGGAGACAGCUGAAGGCCAGUCAGACGACGUGGGAGGAAUGGAGGAAGAACACGAAGAAACUGAGCAGCAUGAUGGAAAUGACCAGGCGGCAAAUGAUGCCCCAUUGGAGACAGCUGAAGACCAAUCAGGCGAUGUGGGGGGAACUGAAGCUGAACACGAGGAAACCGAGCAGCAGGGUGGAAAUGACCAGGCGGAAAACGAUGCCCCAACAGAGACAGCUGAAGACCAGUCAGACGAUGUUGGGGGAAUUGAGGCAGGUCAGGCGGAACCUGAGCAGCAAGAUGGAAAUGAACCAGCGGCAAACAAUGCCCCAACAGAGACAGCUGAAGAUCAGUCAGACGAUGUUGGGGGAAGUGAGGCAGGUCAGGCGGAACCUGAGCAGCAAGAUGGAAAUGAACCAGCGGCAAACAAUGCCCCAACAGAGACAGCUGAAGACCAGUUAGACAAUGUUGGGGGAAUCGAGGCAGGACAGGAGGAAACUGAACAGCAGAAUGGAAAUGACCCAGUGGCAAACGAUGCCCCAGUAGAGCAAGGUGAAGACCAGUCGGAUGAUGUCAGGGGAAUGCAGACUGAAGCUGAACAGCAGGAUGGAGAUGACCAAGCGGCAAAUAUGUCUCCAUUUCUACAGGAUCAGCCUGGAUCAGAGCCAGAGGAUGUGGGCCCACAGCCAGACAGUAGUGGUGCUGAAGAAGACCUUGAUGUGCACAUACAGUCCGAGCAGGAAAAUGCUUCCCAAGUCCUGUCACCACCCUCCCUUAUGAACGUUGUUGACAAACAGGAGAUUGAGGACCCAGUCACAAAAGACAAUGAGGAAGAAGAUUUUGUUGUUCUUGAUGCUACACAUCCUCUGGUUGCAAAGACGCAAGCUGCGCUGAAAAAUCAACUCAUUAAGGAGUUUGAAAGGCUGACCCGGCAGCUGAAAGAAGAGGUGGGGCUUGAGAAAGAAGAGGCAAUCCAAACUAAGGAAUUAUAUGUAGAGUUGUUCAGGGAACAGGAGAGGCUAAAAAGACUCCAGACCAGACUAGAUGGCCAACAGAAGACCAAAGCUUUAGCUGAAGCCAAACAUCGACAGGUCCAAGAUGAACUGAAGGCAAUGAAGUCUUGCCAUUCUAACACCACCAAGCAGUGCACCAAGACCAGAACCAAUGCAUCCAAGCUACAGACCCAGCUAGACAAACUGAAGUUGCACGUCAACUUCACACAAGAAGUCAGUGAGAAUCUGCAUUCUAAUGUCAAAGCCACAAGUAAUGCUACACGAAAAGUAGCAACCAGGAAAUCAAAGGCUGAAGACCAGAAACUCAAGCAGGAUAUGUAUGUGGAGCGCCUGACUAAGGAAUUGGACAGACUUACAGAACAGAUGGACCUCUAUGAGGUCCAGACCAAAGCCCAGGCAGAGACGACACUAGCAACCAAAGAGGCUCUUUCUGAGGCUGAAAUGCAAAUGGAGUCACUUGCAAUGGCACAAAAACAGUUGCUGCAGCAGUGGAACAGCAGCCUGCUGAAUAUGAGGAGGCAAGAUGAGGAAUUUGGAGUGUUGCAAGAGGCUGCAUGCAUGGCUGAGCACCAAGUGAUCGUGCUGGACAGAGAGAUUGAAGGAAACAAGAAAUCCCUUUCUGAGCUGCAAGAGAAAAGUGAGACUUUGACGAUGAUGUUGAACUGCGCCCAGAUGGACUGUGAAGUCGUCAAAAAGAUGAUCAGUCAGAAGCAGACCCAGCAUGAAACUCUGCAAGCCCAGUACAGCACCUACCUGCGUGCUCUGGGCCAGACAGAGUGCACACUCGCAGAUCUCACUAAGGAGGAUAGCGGCCUUCAGGUUGAGGUGACUGAUCAGAGACGAAAGCUGGAGAAAAACAAAAAUAAGCACCUGGAGUUAGACAACCGGAUCACGACGAAAAUGCUGCAGAAGCUCAUGGACAACAAGGCUGCUCAGUACUAUCAGCGACUUACCAACAAGAAAGCCUCACUCAAGAAAGAGAAGUUCUUUCAGCUGUGGCAGUUGGAGAGUUCAGUAAUGGCGGCUGCCCUGGAGAGCAAUGUGAUCAACGAGAAACUGGAAAACCUGUCACGAACUCAGAAGGAACUUGAUGAGGAAAUUAGAAAGUACAACAAGGUGGUGGCAUCUAACCAGACUAACAGUUCUUCUAUCGACGCACUCAUUGCACAGAAGCAGACCACUAUUGCAAACAUCAACAAGAAAAUUGACCUCAUCGCAGCUCGAACUGGGCAUGAAGACCUCAGUCCACUUCAGAUCAAAGUAGAAGCAAUAAAGACUCAAAUUGAUGCAUUAUCACAAAAAAUCAAGAAUGAGCAGCAGCUGUGGCUGAAGCAUCAAGGAACACUUAUGGGACUAACCCUGGAGAUACAGGCACACAACAAGGAAUAUAACAAACUGCAGACAAAGUACACAGUGAUCUGUCAGAAGAAGAUUUACCUGGAACGACAGCUGGAAGUCUUGCACCGUGAGGAGAGUGACGUGGAGAAGAGCAAUAAGAUGCUUCAAAGGGACUUGCUAAAGCUCAACACUCUUCUGAGCAAGAACGCCCAGCUGCGCCAUGCUUUGGAGCAGGAGAACGCUGUGAUGGAGACUGAAUUCCUUCAUAAGCUUAAGGAGGCAGAGCGGGAUUCCAUAGAGAUGGAGGCAAAACUGGAGAAAACCCAGGAGGAAAAGGAAAAACUUCUCAGCAGUCUGGUGGAGGCAGAGCGUCAGAUCAUGCUCUGGGAAAAGAAGACCCAUGUUAUGAAAGAGACGCGUUUAGUUGUGCAAGAGGGUGAGGAAGAGAUCCAAAUAAUGAGGGAUGAUGUUCACCGCAUGGAGCGUUGGCUCAGUCUGUUGGUAAGGCAGCGCGAGCAGCUCCUAAGGGACAGUAUAGCAGUUGUGGAAAGGCGGGGAUACAUCAUUGAGCGCAAUGAGGUCAUGGCUCGUAGUACGAAUAAACCCACCACCAAGGGUGAGCUAAAUCUGAUGAAUGACGGUUUACGGCGAAAGAUCAAAGAAAUACACAAGUUUGUGAAAGAGUAUGACCAGGAGAUUAAAGAGCUGCAAGAGGGUCAGGAAGAAUUUCAGAACAAGGCCAAGAAGAUUCAGGAAAUGAUCGAUGGGACGCCAUCGACCACCGCCUCACUUGAAGCCGUUCUGCAGGUGGAGGCGGAGCGAGUGCAUGUGAUCAGGACUAUCAUUCACCGCGUGUGGGUCGAGAUGCCCAAGUAUCAGGGGGGUCUCUGGAAGGUGCUGCGGUCACUGGCAGAACACGCUGAGUCUGAAGAAGGCGGCGUCAACAGUGUGGGAUAAAAUGGGAAUCAUACAGUUGACAUUAAAGAGGAGGUCAAUACAAACAAACUUCCAUUGGUUUGUGAUCAAGAUUAGCCAUCUACAAGUUUCUACUAGUCUUAAGAUGUUGAAAAGCUGUUGUCUCUCAGGCUGCAAGCUUCUAGUGAUUUAAUUAUAAUAUCUUUCUUCCAUGCCCCAGCAUCAAAGUGUAAGCAGAAAAGGUUUCAUACGGGUACCAUGGCAUGAAAACUCAAGACCUAAGGUAACCCACAAACGUUUGCUUGGUUUUGUACACUUUUGCUGCAGGUGGUUUAGAAAUUGGCUGUUUUGAGUUGAUUUUAUGGGAGAGUAAAUUUACUCUUGUUUUAAAAGCUGUACAAUUUAUAUUGUAGCAAAGUGCGUGAAAAGAUAAAAUAUUUACAAGAAUGUGAGGUGUGUACUCACUUUUAUGAGAUGCUGUACCUGGCUGGCAUUGAGCUCAAGUUUAUCCUUGAUCAGAAAAGAACCAAAUUGAUUUACAGAAUCUGACAAUUAAUUCUCAGUCUGCACAUUUUCGCUGCAUGGGUACCAAAUGUUUGCGUUUUUCCCCAUCUCUCUGCUGCCGAAAGAUGAAUUGGCCAGGCUCUGCAAGCAUUUUCUAAUAUUAUAUCAAUUAAUAUAGCAGGAAAGUACAUGACAGACAAAAAUACAUUUGACAGCUAUAGUGAAGAAAAUAAGUAUUUGAAAACCCUGCUAUAUUGCAAGUUCGCCCACUUAGAAAUCAUGGAGGGGUCAAAAUUUUUCAACAUAGGUGCAUGUCCACUGUGAGAGAAAUAAUCUAAAAAGAAAAAUCCAGAAAUCACAAUGUAUGAUUUUUUUUUUAACCAUUUGUGUGAUACAGCUGCAAAUAAGUAUUUGAGCACCUGUCCAUCAGCUAGAAUUCUAACCCUCAAAGAUGUGUUAGUCUGCCUUUAAAACCCCUCCAUGUUUUAUCCUGAAUCAGAUGCACCUGUGUGAGGUCGUUACCUACUUAAAGACACCCGUCUACCCCAUACAAUAAGUAAGACUCAAACUUAUAACAUGGCCAAGACCAAAGAGCUGUCCAGAGACAAAAUUGUACAACUCCACGCGGCUGGAAAGGGCUACGCCAAAAUUGCCAAGCAACUUGGUGAAAAAAGGUCCACUGUUGGAGCAAUCAUUAGAAAAUGGAAGAAGCUAAACAUGACUGUCAAUAUCAAUCAGAGUGGAGCCCUGUGCAAGAUAUCUCGUGGGGUCUCAAUGAUCCUUAGAAAUGUGAGGAAAUCACCCCAGGACUACAUGACAGGACUUGACUUGGUCAAUGACCUGAAAAAAGCUGGGACCACCAUUUCCAAGGUGGCUGUUGGUAAUACACUGAGACGUCAUGGUUUGAAAUCAUGCAUGGCACGGAAGGUUUCCCUGCUGAAACCAGCACAUGUCAAGGCCCGUCUUAAGUUUGCCAAUGACCAUUUGGAUGAUACAGAGGAGUCAUGGGAGAAAGUUUUGUGGUCAGAUGAGACCAAAAUGGAACUUUUUGAUCAUAAUUCCACUAACUGUGUUGGGAAGAAGACGAAUGAUGGGUUCCGCCCCAAGAACACCAUCACGACUAUGAAGCAUGGGGCUGGUAGCAUCAUGCUUUGGGGUGUUUUUCUGCACAUGGGACUUGACAACUGCACUGUAUUAAGGAGAGGAUGACCGGGGCUAUGUAUUGUGAGAUUUUGGGGAACAACCUCUUUCCCUCAUUCAGAGCAUUGAAUAUGUGUCGUGGCUGGGUCUUCCAACAUGGCAAUGACCCAAAGCAGGAAAACCAAGGAGUGGCUCCAUAAGAAGCAUAUCAAGGGUCUGGCAUGGCCUGACCAGUCUCCAGACCUAAACCCAAGAGAAAAUCUUUGGAGGGAUCUGAAACUCCGUAUUUCUCAGUGACAGCCCAGAAAGCUGUCUGAUAUACAGAAGAUCUAUGUGGAGAAGUGGUUAAAAUCACUGCUACAGUGUGUGCAAACCUGGUGAACAGCUACAGGAAAUCGUUAAAAAAUAAUAGUGAUUUCUGGAUUUUUCUUUUUAGAUUCUGUGAACAUGCACCUACAAUGAAAAUUUCAGACCCCUCCAUGAUUUCUAACUGGGAGAACUUACAAUAUACGUAGCAGGGUGUUCAAAUACUUAUUUUCUUCACUGUACGUGGCAGAAGUAGAGGAGAAAAAAAGGUAAGCACAUUUGAGGGACAAAAUAAGUUUUACUGGUUAUAUUGAUAAUUUGGUUAAAUAAUACACAUUUGGACAUUUUCUCUCAUAUGGAGCUUUUCCACCAGCUUUUCCAGCUGUUCUCUGUACACAGUUUGAUUUGUUUCUGUGCAUUCUUCAGCAUUUUUUUUUCUUUUUUUUUUGUAGAGGCCCAACUAUUAAACUGGAAAAACAAAAGCAAGAACAAA